This is a messenger RNA of Ctenopharyngodon idella (grass carp), 15801 nucleotides long. RefSeq names its product adhesion G protein-coupled receptor F6 (gene adgrf6). The record is from RefSeq and is a predicted model, not a curated record. Gene Ontology annotation, cellular component: membrane. The coding region runs from base 742 to 15366 and encodes 4874 amino acids. Gene Ontology annotation, biological process: G protein-coupled receptor signaling pathway; cell surface receptor signaling pathway. Gene Ontology annotation, molecular function: G protein-coupled receptor activity; calcium ion binding. The transcript has 95 exons. NCBI's taxonomy places the organism in Eukaryota, Metazoa, Chordata, Actinopteri, Cypriniformes, Xenocyprididae.
UCUACGACAACAUCAGUUUUCUCACUUUAAUUAAAUUGUUCUGUUUUCCUGCUUUGAAUUUAUGGCAUUCUGUUACUGGGAUUGACAGAUUGAUUAUGUGCUUCUUUUUAUAAUUAUUAUUAUUUUUUAAUUCAUUUUUUAUUUACUUUUUUUUUUUUGCAAAUACCUGUGUGAGACACAUGGUCUAUUACAUGGAGUUUUGUCAUAAAAAUAUUAACAUCACAGUACACAACAACUCAACCUACUUCUUGUUCUUGCAGUACUACCUUCUAACUACGUGAUUGACAUUGACGUGAGAUUCUUUGACUUGUUCGUGGUGAACUACUUACGAAAUAUCAUCAGAAAUAUCAGCCUGCCUUUGACUCUGAGCAACAGCAUAAAUGUCACAGAUAUCGACAUGACUACUGGUGAGAGCAGAAUGUUUCAUCAUGUCACAUACUAACAUGAGUUCAGUAUUAGGACAAAUUGACAAUUUGAACACAGAUUAAUAAAUCCUAUUCUAUUACAGUGUGUGGGUUAAAUGGAACAGAAUAUGAGUGCAAGUGUGAGGAGCAUCAUGUUUGGCCCAAUGACACCUGCAGGGCCUAUCAGGUGUGUGAUGGCAUUGUGGGAGGCACUUGUGGAUGUAUUCAAGCUCUCCCUUCACAGGGUCCGCUUUGCCAGAGAGACAUCAAUGAAUGUGAAGAUGCAGUGUCAGUUUGUGGUCAAUACUCAGAUUGUAUUAACAUCAUUGGGAGUCACAUGUGUUCAUGCUGGAGUGGAUUUAAUACCUCCAAUAAAGACAGUCCUGUGAGCCGCAACAACUCAUGUCAGGAUAUAAAUGAAUGUAUGUUCAGUCCAUCUGUAUGUGGUCCAAAUUCCAUCUGUGCAAAUGAAAUGGGAAGUUACAAUUGUUCGUGUUUGGAUGGAUUCACUGCAGCAAACUCAAGUCUCACCAUCAGCAUCAAUAACACAUGUAGAGAUGUGAAUGAAUGUCUAAACACAUCAGUGUUCUGUGGUCCAAACUCUCAUUGCACCAACCUAUCUGGGAGUUACAACUGUUCCUGCUUGAGUGGGUUUACUGUAACAAAUAUGAAUAAACCUGUCAGCAUCAGUAACCCAUGCAAUGUGACUCUACCUUUGACUGAAUAUCUGAUUGAAAUUCAGAUCAAUAGUGUGGAUAGUAGCAUCACUGAUCAGCUGAGGACCCUUCUGAUGUCUUUUAAUUUGCCCUACAUAAUCAGUGACAGCACUAACAUUACAGAAAUCAACAUAACUACUGUGUGUUCAUUGAACCAAACGCAGUAUCAGUGUAAAUGCGAGGGUCUGUUUGUUUGGCCGAAUGACACGUGUCACUCAUACGAGGCCUGUGGUGUCAUCACUGAUGGUUCAUGUACAUGUAUCAAUGCCCUUCCAGUCGAUGGACAGUUCUGUCAAGUACUACCUUCUAAGUACAUGAUUGACAUUGACGUGAGAUUCUUUGACUUGUUCGUGGUGAACUACUUACGAAAUAUCAUCAGAAAUAUCAGCCUGCCUUUGACUCUGAGCAACAGCAUAAAUGUCACAGAUAUAGACAUGACUACUGUGUGUGGGUUAAAUGGAACAGAAUAUGAGUGCAAGUGUGAGGAGCAUCAUGUUUGGCCCAAUGACACCUGCAGGGCUUAUCAGGUGUGUGAUGGCAUUGUGGGAGGCACUUGUGGAUGUAUUCAAGCUCUCCCUUCACAGGGUCCGCUUUGCCAGAGAGACAUCAAUGAAUGUGAAGAUGCAGUGUCAGUUUGUGGUCAAUACUCAGAUUGUAUUAACAUCAUUGGGAGUCACAUGUGUUCAUGCUGGAGUGGAUUUAAUACCUCCAAUAAAGACAGUCCUGUGAGCCGCAACAACUCAUGUCAGGAUAUAAAUGAAUGUAUGUUCAGUCCAUCUGUAUGUGGUCCAAAUUCCAUCUGUGCAAAUGAAAUGGGAAGUUACAAUUGUUCGUGUUUGGAUGGAUUCACUGCAGCAAACUCAAGUCUCACCAUCAGCAUCAAUAACACAUGUAGAGAUGUGAAUGAAUGUCUAAACACAUCAGUGUUCUGUGGUCCAAACUCUCGUUGCACCAACCUAUCUGGGAGUUACAACUGUUCCUGCUUGAGUGGGUUUACUGUAACAAAUAUGAAUAAACCUGUCAGCAUCAGUAACCCAUGCAAUGUGACUCUACCUUUGACUGAAUAUCUGAUUGAAAUUCAGAUCAAUAGUGUGGAUAGUAGCAUCACUGAUCAGCUGAGGACCCUUCUGAUGUCUUUUAAUUUGCCCUACAUAAUCAGUGACAGCACUAACAUUACAGAAAUCAACAUAACUACUGUGUGUUCAUUGAACCAAACGCAGUAUCAGUGUAAAUGCGAGGGUCUGUUUGUUUGGCCGAAUGACACGUGUCACUCAUACGAGGCCUGUGGUGUCAUCACUGAUGGUUCAUGUACAUGUAUCAAUGCCCUUCCAGUCGAUGGACAGUUCUGUCAAGUACUACCUUCUAAGUACAUGAUUGACAUUGACGUGAGAUUCUUUGACUUGUUCGUGGUGAACUACUUACGAAAUAUCAUCAGAAAUAUCAGCCUGCCUUUGACUCUGAGCAACAGCAUAAAUGUCACAGAUAUAGACAUGACUACUGUGUGUGGGUUAAAUGGAACAGAAUAUGAGUGCAAGUGUGAGGAGCAUCAUGUUUGGCCCAAUGACACCUGCAGGGCUUAUCAGGUGUGUGAUGGCAUUGUGGGAGGCACUUGUGGAUGUAUUCAAGCUCUCCCUUCACAGGGUCCGCUUUGCCAGAGAGACAUCAAUGAAUGUGAAGAUGCAGUGUCAGUUUGUGGUCAAUACUCAGAUUGUAUUAACAUCAUUGGGAGUCACAUGUGUUCAUGCUGGAGUGGAUUUAAUACCUCCAAUAAAGACAGUCCUGUGAGCCGCAACAACUCAUGUCAGGAUAUAAAUGAAUGUAUGUUCAGUCCAUCUGUAUGUGGUCCAAAUUCCAUCUGUGCAAAUGAAAUGGGAAGUUACAAUUGUUCGUGUUUGGAUGGAUUCACUGCAGCAAACUCAAGUCUCACCAUCAGCAUCAAUAACACAUGUAGAGAUGUGAAUGAAUGUCUAAACACAUCAGUGUUCUGUGGUCCAAACUCUCAUUGCACCAACCUAUCUGGGAGUUACAACUGUUCCUGCUUGAGUGGGUUUACUGUAACAAAUAUGAAUAAACCUGUCAGCAUCAGUAACCCAUGCAAUGUGACUCUACCUUUGACUGAAUAUCUGAUUGAAAUUCAGAUCAAUAGUGUGGAUAGUAGCAUCACUGAUCAGCUGAGGACCCUUCUGAUGUCUUUUAAUUUGCCCUACAUAAUCAGUGACAGCACUAACAUUACAGAAAUCAACAUAACUACUGUGUGUUCAUUGAACCAAACGCAGUAUCAGUGUAAAUGCGAGGGUCUGUUUGUUUGGCCGAAUGACACGUGUCACUCAUACGAGGCCUGUGGUGUCAUCACUGAUGGUUCAUGUACAUGUAUCAAUGCCCUUCCAGUCGAUGGACAGUUCUGUCAAGUACUACCUUCUAAGUACAUGAUUGACAUUGACGUGAGAUUCUUUGACUUGUUCGUGGUGGACUACUUACGAAAUAUCGUCAGAAAUAUCAGCCUGCCUUUGACUCUGAGCAACAGCAUAAAUGUCACAGAUAUAGACAUGACUACUGUGUGUGGGUUAAAUGGAACAGAAUAUGAGUGCAAGUGUGAGGAGCAUCAUGUUUGGCCCAAUGACACCUGCAGGGCCUAUCAGGUGUGUGAUGGCAUUGUGGGAGGCACUUGUGGAUGUAUUCAAGCUCUCCCUUCACAGGGUCCGCUUUGCCAGAGAGACAUCAAUGAAUGUGAAGAUGCAGUGUCAGUUUGUGGUCAAUACUCAGAUUGUAUUAACAUCAUUGGGAGUCACAUGUGUUCAUGCUGGAGUGGAUUUAAUACCUCCAAUAAAGACAGUCCUGUGAGCCGCAAUAACUCAUGUCAGGAUAUAAAUGAAUGUAUGUUCAGUCCAUCUGUAUGUGGUCCAAAUUCCAUCUGUGCAAAUGAAAUGGGAAGUUACAAUUGUUCGUGUUUGGAUGGAUUCACUGCAGCAAACUCAAGUCUCACCAUCAGCAUCAAUAACACAUGUAGAGAUGUGAAUGAAUGUCUAAACACAUCAGUGUUCUGUGGUCCAAACUCUCAUUGCACCAACCUAUCUGGGAGUUACAACUGUUCCUGCUUGAGUGGGUUUACUGUAACAAAUAUGAAUAAACCUGUCAGCAUCAGUAACCCAUGCAAUGUGACUCUACCUUUGACUGAAUAUCUGAUUGAAAUUCAGAUCAAUAGUGUGGAUAGUAGCAUCACUGAUCAGCUGAGGACCCUUCUGAUGUCUUUUAAUUUGCCCUACAUAAUCAGUGACAGCACUAACAUUACAGAAAUCAACAUAACUACUGUGUGUUCAUUGAACCAAACGCAGUAUCAGUGUAAAUGCGAGGGUCUGUUUGUUUGGCCGAAUGACACGUGUCACUCAUACGAGGCCUGUGGUGUCAUCACUGAUGGUUCAUGUACAUGUAUCAAUGCCCUUCCAGUCGAUGGACAGUUCUGUCAAGUACUACCUUCUAAGUACAUGAUUGACAUUGACGUGAGAUUCUUUGACUUGUUCGUGGUGAACUACUUACGAAAUAUCAUCAGAAAUAUCAGCCUGCCUUUGACUCUGAGCAACAGCAUAAAUGUCACAGAUAUCGACAUGACCACUGUGUGUGGGUUAAAUGGAACAGAAUAUGAGUGCAAGUGUGAGGAGCAUCAUGUUUGGCCCAAUGACACCUGCAGGGCCUAUCAGGUGUGUGAUGGCAUUGUGGGAGGCACUUGUGGAUGUAUUCAAGCUCUCCCUUCACAGGGUCCGCUUUGCCAGAGAGACAUCAAUGAAUGUGAAGAUGCAGUGUCAGUUUGUGGUCAAUACUCAGAUUGUAUUAACAUCAUUGGGAGUCACAUGUGUUCAUGCUGGAGUGGAUUUAAUACCUCCAAUAAAGACAGUCCUGUGAGCCGCAAUAACUCAUGUCAGGAUAUAAAUGAAUGUAUGUUCAGUCCAUCUGUAUGUGGUCCAAAUUCCAUCUGUGCAAAUGAAAUGGGAAGUUACAAUUGUUCGUGUUUGGAUGGAUUCACUGCAGCAAACUCAAGUCUCACCAUCAGCAUCAAUAACACAUGUAGAGAUGUGAAUGAAUGUCUAAACACAUCAGUGUUCUGUGGUCCAAACUCUCAUUGCACCAACCUAUCUGGGAGUUACAACUGUUCCUGCUUGAGUGGGUUUACUGUAACAAAUAUGAAUAAACCUGUCAGCAUCAGUAACCCAUGCAAUGUGACUCUACCUUUGACUGAAUAUCUGAUUGAAAUUCAGAUCAAUAGUGUGGAUAGUAGCAUCACUGAUCAGCUGAGGACCCUUCUGAUGUAUUUUAAUUUGCCCUACAUAAUCAGUGACAGCACUAACAUUACAGAAAUCAACAUAACUACUGUGUGUUCAUUGAACCAAACGCAGUAUCAGUGUAAAUGCGAGGGUCUGUUUGUUUGGCCGAAUGACACGUGUCACUCAUACGAGGCCUGUGGUGUCAUCACUGAUGGUUCAUGUACAUGUAUCAAUGCCCUUCCAGUCGAUGGACAGUUCUGUCAAGUACUACCUUCUAAGUACAUGAUUGACAUUGACGUGAGAUUCUUUGACUUGUUCGUGGUGAACUACUUACGAAAUAUCAUCAGAAAUAUCAGCCUGCCUUUGACUCUGAGCAACAGCAUAAAUGUCACAGAUAUAGACAUGACUACUGUGUGUGGGUUAAAUGGAACAGAGUAUGAGUGCAAGUGUGAGGAGCAUCAUGUUUGGCCCAAUGACACCUGCAGGGCUUAUCAGGUGUGUGAUGGCAUUGUGGGAGGCACUUGUGGAUGUAUUCAAGCUCUCCCUUCACAGGGUCCGCUUUGCCAGAGAGACAUCAAUGAAUGUGAAGAUGCAGUGUCAGUUUGUGGUCAAUACUCAGAUUGUAUUAACAUCAUUGGGAGUCACAUGUGUUCAUGCUGGAGUGGAUUUAAUACCUCCAAUAAAGACAGUCCUGUGAGCCGCAACAACUCAUGUCAGGAUAUAAAUGAAUGUCUGUUCAGUCCAUCUAUAUGUGGUCCAUAUUCCAACUGCACAAAUGAAAUAGGAAGUUACAAUUGCUCAUGUUUGGAUGGAUUCACUGCAACAAACUCCAGUCUCACCAUCAGCAUCAAUAACACAUGUAGAGAUGUGGAUGAAUGUGUUGAGAGAUCAGAUGUCUGUGGUCCAAACUCAAUCUGCAACAACACUGUUGGGAGUCACAAUUGCUCGUGCAAGAGUGGAUAUAAUGUAACAGACCCAAACCUCCCUAUAAACAGCAAUAACACAUGCAAAGAUAUAGAUGAAUGUCUGUUCAGUCCAUCUGUAUGUGGUCCAUAUUCCAACUGCACAAAUAAAAUAGGAGGUUACAAUUGCUCAUGUUUGGAUGGAUUCACUGCAACAAACUCCAGUCUCACCAUCAGCAUCAAUAACACAUGUAGAGAUAUAGAUGAAUGUCUGUUCAGUCCACCUCUAUGUGGUCCAUAUUCCAACUGCACAAAUGAAAUAGGAAGUUACAAUUGCUCAUGUUUGGAUGGAUUCACUGUAACAAACUCCAGUCUCACCAUCAGCAUCAAUAACACAUGUAGAGAUGUGGAUGAAUGUGUUGAGAGAUCAGACGUCUGUGGUCCAAACUCAAUCUGCAACAACACUGUUGGGAGUUACAAUUGCUCGUGCAAGAGUGGAUAUAAUGUAACAGAUCCAAACCUCCCUAUAAACAGCAAUAACACAUGCAAAGAUAUAGAUGAAUGUCUGUUCAGUCCAUCGAUAUGUGGUCCUGAUUCCAACUGCACAAAUGAAAUAGGAAGUUACAAUUGCUCAUGUUUGGAUGGAUUCAUUGUAACAAACUCCAGUCUAACUAUCAGCAUCAAUAACACUUGUAGAGAUGUGGAUGAAUGUGUUGAGAGAUCAGACAUCUGUGGUCCAAACUCAAUCUGCAACAACACUGUUGGGAGUCACAAUUGCUCAUGCAAGAGUGGAUAUAAUGUAACAGAUCCAAACCUCCCUAUAAACAGCAAUAACACAUGCAAAGAUAUAGAUGAAUGUCUGAUCAGGCCAUCUGUAUGUGGUCCAUAUUCCAACUGCACAAAUGAAAUAGGAAGUUACAAUUGCUCAUGUUUGGAUGGAUUCACUGCAACAAACUCCAGUCUCACCAUCAGCAUCAAUAACACAUGUAGAGAUAUAGAUGAAUGUCUGUUCAGUCCACCUCUAUGUGGUCCAUAUUCCAACUGCACAAAUGAAAUAGGAAGUUACAAUUGCUCAUGUUUGGAUGGAUUCACUGUAACAAACUCCAGUCUCACCAUCAGCAUCAAUAACACAUGUAGAGAUGUGGAUGAAUGUGUUGAGAGAUCAGACGUCUGUGGUCCAAACUCAAUCUGCAACAACACUGUUGGGAGUUACAAUUGCUCGUGCAAGAGUGGAUAUAAUGUAACAGAUCCAAACCUCCCUAUAAACAGCAAUAACACAUGCAAAGAUAUAGAUGAAUGUCUGGUCAGUCCACCUCUAUGUGGUCCAUAUUCCAACUGCACAAAUGAAAUAGGAAGGUACAAUUGCUCAUGUUUGGAUGGAUUCACUGUAACAAAUUCAAGUCUCACCAUCAGCAUCAAUAACACAUGUAGAGAUGUGGAUGAAUGUGUUGAGAGAUCAGAUGUCUGUGGUCCAAACUCAAUCUGCAACAACACUGUUGGGAGUUACAAUUGCUCGUGCAUGAGUGGAUAUAAUGUAACAGAUUCAAACCUCCCUAUAAACAGCAGUAACCCAUGCAAAGAUAUUUAUGAAUGUCUUGACUCAGUAUCAGUAUGUGGGCCAAAUUCUUACUGUUACAAUUACAAUGGAAGUUUCUCGUGCUUGUGUUGGCAAGGAUAUAACGUCUCAGAUGGAAAUAAGGAGAUUACCAAAAGUAACCCAUGCAUCGAUAUAGAUGAAUGUCUGUUCAGUCCAUCUGUAUGUGGUCCAUAUUCCAACUGCACAAAUGAAAUAGGAAGGUACAAUUGCUCAUGUUUGGAUGGAUUCACUGCAACAAACUCCAGUCUCACUAUCAGCAUCAAUAACACAUGUAGAGAUGUGGAUGAAUGUGUUGAGAGAUCAGACGUCUGUGGUCCAAACUCAAUCUGCAACAACACUGUUGGGAGUUACAAUUGCUCGUGCAAGAGUGGAUAUAAUGUAACAGAUCCAAACCUCCCUAUAAACAGCAGUAACCCAUGCAGAGAUAUUCAUGAAUGUCUUGACUCACCAUCAGUAUGUGGGCCGAACUCUAACUGUUAUAAUUACAAUGGAAGCUUCUCAUGCUUUUGUUGGAAUGGAUAUAAUGUCACAGAUGGUAAUCAAGCUAUUAAUAAAAACAACCCAUGCAUCGAUACAGAUGAAUGUCUGAUCAGUCCAUCUUUAUGUGGUCCAAAUUCCAACUGCACGAAUGAAAUGGGAAGUUACAAUUGCUCAUGUUUGGAUGGAUUCACUGCAACAAACUCAAAUCUCACCGUCAGCAACAAUAACACAUGUAGAGAUGUGGAUGAAUGUGUUGAGAGAUCAGACAUCUGUGGUCCAAACUCAAUCUGCAACAACACUGUUGGGAGUUACAAUUGCUCAUGCAAGAGUGGAUAUAAUGUAACGGACCCAAACCUCCCUAUAAACAGCAAUAACACAUGCAAAGAUAUAGAUGAAUGUCUGUUCAGUCCAUCUGUAUGUGGCCCAAAUUCCAACUGCACAAAUGAAAUAGGAAGUUACAAUUGCUCAUGUUUGGAUGGAUUCACUGCAACAAACUUCAGUUUCACUAUCAGUAUCAAUAACACAUGUAGAGAUGUGGAUGAAUGUGUUGAGAGAUCAGACAUCUGUGGUCCAAACUCAAUCUGCAACAACACUGUUGGGAGUUACAAUUGCUCGUGCAAGAGUGGAUAUAAUGUAACAGAUCCAAACCUCCCUAUAAACAGCAAUAACACAUGCAGAGAUAUAGAUGAAUGUCUGUUCAGUCCAUCUAUAUGUGGUCCAUAUUCCAACUGCACAAAUGAAAUAGGAAGGUACAAUUGCUCAUGUUUGGAUGGAUUCAUUGUAACAAACUCAAAUCUCACCAUCAGCAUCAAUAACACAUGUAGAGAUGUGGAAGAAUGUGUUGAGAGAUCAGACGUCUGUGGUCCAAACUCAAUCUGCAACAACACUGUUGGGAGUUACAAUUGCUCGUGCAAGAGUGGAUAUAAUGUAACAGACCCAAACCUCCCUAUAAGCAGCAAUAACACAUGCAAAGAUAUAAAUGAAUGUCUGUUCAGUCCAUCUGUAUGUGGUCCUGAUUCCAACUGCACAAAUGAAAUAGGAAAUUACGAUUGCUCAUGUUUGGAUGGAUUCACUGCAACAAACUCAAAUCUCACUGUCAGCAUCAAUAACACAUGUAGAGAUGUGGAUGAAUGUGUUGAGAGAUCAGACAUCUGUGGUCCAAACUCAAUCUGCAACAACACUGUUGGGAGUUACAAUUGCUCGUGCAAGAGUGGAUAUAAUGUAACAGAUCCAAACCUCCCUAUAAACAGCAAUAACACAUGCAAAGAUAUAGAUGAAUGUCUAGUCAGUCCAUCUGUAUGUGGUCCUGAUUCCAACUGCACAAAUGAAAUAGGAAGGUACAAUUGCUCAUGUUUGGAUGGAUUCACUGCAACAAACUCAAAUCUCACCAUCAGCAUCAAUAACACAUGUAGAGAUGUGGAUGAAUGUGUUGAGAGAUCAGACAUCUGUGGUCCAAACUCAAUCUGCAACAACACUGUUGGGAGUUACAAUUGCUCGUGCAAGAGUGGAUAUAAUGUAACAGAUCCAAACCUCCCUAUAAACAGCAGUAACACAUGCAAAGAUAUAGAUGAAUGUCUGUUUAGUCCAUCUGUAUGUGGCCCAAAUUCCAACUGCACAAAUGAAAUAGGAAGGUACAAUUGCUCAUGUUUGGAUGGAUUCACUGCAACAAACUCAAAUCUCACCAUCAGCAUCAAUAACACAUGUAGAGAUGUGGAUGAAUGUGUUGAGAGAUCAGACAUCUGUGGUCCAAACUCAAUCUGCAACAACACUGUUGGGAGUUACAAUUGCUCGUGCAAGAGUGGAUAUAAUGUAACAGAUCCAAACCUCCCUAUAAACAGCAAUAAAACAUGCAAAGAUAUAGAUGAAUGUCUGUUCAGUCCAUCUGUAUGUGGUCCAUAUUCCAACUGCACAAAUGAAAUAGGAAGUUACAAUUGCUCAUGUUUGGAUGGAUUCAUUGUAACAAACUCCAGUCUCACCAUCAGCAUCAAUAACACUUGUAGAGACGUGGAUGAAUGCUUUGAGAGAUCAGAUGUCUGUGGUCCAAACUCAAUCUGCAACAACACUGUUGGGAGUUACAAUUGCUCGUGCAAAAGUGGAUAUAAUGUAACAGAUCCAAACCUCCCUAUAAACAGCAAUAACACAUGCAAAGAUAUAGAUGAAUGUCUGUUCAGUCCAUCUGUAUGUGGUCCAUAUUCCAACUGCACAAAUGAAAUAGGAAGUUACAAUUGCUCAUGUUUGGAUGGAUUCACUGUAACAAACUCCAGUCUCACCAUCAGCAUCAAUAACACAUGUAGAGAUGUGGAUGAAUGUGUUGAGAGAUCAGACAUCUGUGGUCCAAACUCAAUCUGCAACAACACUGUUGGGAGUCACAAUUGCUCGUGCAAGAGUGGAUAUAAUGUAACAGACCCAAACCUCCCUAUAAACAGCAAUAACACAUGCAAAGAUAUAAAUGAAUGUCUGUUCAGUCCAUCUGUAUGUGGUCCAUAUUCCAACUGCACAAAUGAAAUAGGAAGUUACAAUUGCUCAUGUUUGGAUGGAUUCAUUGUAACAAACUCAAAUCUCACCAUCAGCAUCAAUAACACAUGUAGAGAUGUGGAUGAAUGUGUUGAGAGAUCAGACAUCUGUGGUCCAAACUCAAUCUGCAACAACACUGUUGGGAGUUACAAUUGCUCGUGCAAGAGUGGAUAUAAUGUAACAGACCCAAACCUCCCUAUAAACAGCAAUAACACAUGCAAAGAUAUAAACGAAUGUCUGUUCAGUCCAUGUGGUCCAAAUUCCAACUGCACAAAUGAAAUGGGAAGUUACAAUUGCUCAUGUUUGGCUGGAUUCACUGCAACAAACUCGAAUCUCACCAUCAGCAUCAAUAACCCAUGUAGAGAUGUGGAUGAAUGCUUUGAGAGAUCAGACGUCUGUGGUCCAAACUCAAUCUGCAACAACACUGUUGGGAGUUACAAUUGCUCGUGCAAGAGUGGAUAUAAUGUAACAGAUCCAAACCUCCCUAUAAACAGCAAUAACACAUGCAAAGAUAUAGAUGAAUGUCAGUUCAGUCCAUGUGGUCCAAAUUCCAACUGCGCAAAUGAAAUAGGAAGGUACAAUUGCUCAUGUUUGGCUGGAUUCACUGCAACAAACUCAAAUCUCAACGUCAGCAUCAAUAACCCAUGUAGAGAUGUGGAUGAAUGUGUUGAGAGAUCAGACAUCUGUGGUCCAAACUCAAUCUGCAACAACACUGUUGGGAGUUACAAUUGCUCGUGCAAGAGUGGAUAUAAUGUAACAGAUCCAAACCUCCCUAUAAACAGCAGUAACACAUGCAAAGAUAUAGAUGAAUGUCUGUUCAGUCCAUCUGUAUGUGGUCCAAAUUCCAACUGCGCAAAUGAAAUAGGAAGGUACAAUUGCUCAUGUUUGGCUGGAUUCACUGCAACAAACUCAAAUCUCAACGUCAGCAUCAAUAACCCAUGUAGAGAUGUGGAUGAAUGUGUUGAGAGAUCAGACAUCUGUGAUCCAAACUCAAUCUGCAACAACACUGUUGGGAGUUACAAUUGCUCGUGCAAGAGUGGAUAUAAUGUAACAGAUCCAAACCUCCCUAUAAACAGCAGUAACACAUGCAAAGAUAUAGAUGAAUGUCAGUUCAGUCCAUGUGGUCCAAAUUCCAACUGCACAAAUGAAAUAGGAAGUUACAAGUGCUCAUGUUUGGAUGGAUUCACUGCAACAAACUCAAAUCUCAACGUCAGCAUCAAUAACCCAUGUAGAGAUGUGGAUGAAUGUGUUGAGAGAUCAGACAUCUGUGGUCCAAACUCAAUCUGCAACAACACUGUUGGGAGUUACAAUUGCUCAUGCAAGAGUGGAUAUAAUGUAACAGACCCAAACCUCCCUAUAAACAGCAGUAACACAUGCAAAGAUAUAGAUGAAUGUCAGUUCAGUCCAUGUGGUCCAAAUUCCAACUGCACAAAUGAAAUAGGAAGUUACAAGUGCUCAUGUUUGGAUGGAUUCACUGCAACAAACUCAAAUCUCAACGUCAGCAUCAAUAACACAUGUAGAGCUACAGAUACAACACCAACUACAACUUCUACAACUACGAACCCUACUACGACUACUACAACUACAGCACCCAAUACAACUAUAACUUCUGUAACUACAAACCCUACUACAGCAAUGCCUAUAACUAUACCACCAACAGCAAGACCAGUGAUAACGACACAAGUCUUGUUUACAGUUAAAAUGUCAAUGACAAUAAAUGAAGUUUUUGAUACCAGUCUGAACGAUCCCAAUAAUGAGAAGUUCAAACGCUAUGCUAAAGAAAUUAAGUCAGCGAUUGAAGAAAAUUACAAAACUGUGCCUACCUUCAAAGAAGAUUCAGUAAAAGUCACUGGCUUCAGGCCUGGUAGCAUUAUAGCAGACUAUGAAAUCAAGACAACAACCGAGAGCUCCGGCAACUCUGAAUUUGUAAAAGCAAACAGUCAGGUUGCCGACACUCUCAGAUCCAUGAAUUAUGCUGUAGCUGAGAAUGCUUUUGCUGAAAGUGAACAAGCAACUCUUUCCACUGCAACAAAAUUGUAUCCUCUGCAAGAUAUGAUACUCCGAUGUAAAAUCCCAAAUCCUGUUGUUGGUUCAAUGAGUUGGACAGUGGAUGACAAAGCUAUACAACAGAACGAAAAAUACUCCAUUUCACAAGAUGGUACAGUUCUCACUGUGAAAAGCAUCACUGAGGAAGACAAAGGUAGAUACGCAUGUAAAAAAGCAAGGGCAAUACCUUACAUUCAGUGGCAAGAUAUAGUUAUUGAACCACUUCCCAAUAUCAUAGUGGGUAAAAAUGAAAGACAGUUUCAGUGCAUCGAUCAGACCGUGGAACUGACAUGCUGUGAAACAAAAUAUGGUGUUGACUGGACCCCGAUUCCUUCUGGUGAUGAAGUGACACUUCCAGACAAGGGAUGCAUCACACUAAAGCAUAAAAUCAGGAGUGCAGAUUGUGGUCGUGAAACCUUUACAUGCCAACUCAAGAUCUCAGAACUGCAAAGCUUGUCUUAUGGCCAGAGGACAGUCACUAUUAAUAAAGUCAAUCAAGUACUGCCCUGUAAAAAUGAAACUCUUGGAGAUGGAAAAGAGGGUGAAGUUUUGACAGGACCCUGUGAAAAAGGCAAGGAAGGCACCAUAAUUUAUCAGUGUACAUCAGGUUCAUGGAGAGAAACGAGCAGGAACUGUAUACUUCAAGUUAUCAAAGACAUUCAAAAGCAAGUUGAGGUCUUGGUUGCACAGGACAUCCCGGUGGUUGUGAAUCAGCUCAGUACUGCUACAGUGAACAAUACACAAGAGAUAACACAGUCUCCUGUGAAUGUCCAAACAGUUGUUGAGAUACUUGUAAAAAUCGCUGGUACAGCACAAACCAUUAUCAUCGGUCAGCCUGUGAUGAAGUCUUUCCUUCAAACUGUGGAUGUCCUUGUUUCGGACUUUGCUAUUAACUCAUGGAGCAAUUUGAACAAUGACAGCAGGACAGAUAACACCAGCACUGAACUUCUGAAGGCUAUUGAGAAUAUAAGUGACCGUCUCACAGAUGGCAAUUUUUCGAUUAAUGAAAAAUCUAUUGAGUUGAAUAGAACUGUAGCAGACAGAUAUAGUGGAAUAUCAAACCUGACAAACUCAACCACUGAGAUCCUGAUACCACAGAUUUCUAAACCUACACCCAUAACCAUCAUAGUCUUCACAACUCUUGACAAUGUCCUACCUACGCGUAAUACUAGUAAUAAAAAUGACAAUAAUACAGAUGUGCGGAUCAAUGGAGAUGUGGUUGUUGUUAAGGUGAACCAAACAAUUAGCAACAUUUCUUUUGCGUUUGACAUUACUGAUCAGUCUUUGGGAAAUCCUCAGUGUGUCUUUUGGAACUUCAAUCUUGACGCAUGGGAUUCCACUGGAUGUGAAGCAAAGCCCUAUAUCAGUAAAGGGAACGAAACUGGCAAGAUUACAUGUGAAUGCAACCACACAACCUCUUUUUCAAUCCUAAUGUCACCGUUUUCCAUUAAAAACAUAGCCUUAGCCUAUAUAACUUACAUUGGUGUAGCUAUUUCAAUGGCCAGCUUGAUUUUGUGCCUCAUUAUUGAGAUUAUUGUGUGGAAGUCAAUGACAAGAAAUGACACGUCCUACAUGCGACAUGUUUCCAUAGUCAACAUUGCCGUGUCCCUGCUGAUCGCAAACAUCUGUUUUAUCAUUGGAGCCGCAAUUGCAGAACAAGAGCAGCCAACCUCAGUGGGUCGCUGCAGUCCAGUGGUUUUCUUCAUGCACUUUUUCUACCUGGCUCUUUUCUUCUGGAUGUUAAUCUCAGCUCUGUUGCUCUUUUACCGUACAGUCAUGGUCUUGUCCCAAAUGUCAAGGGCCAAAAUGAUGAUCAUUGCCUUCAUAGUCGGUUAUGGUGCACCUUUGCUCAUAGCGGCCAUUACUGUUGCGUCGACAGCUGGACCACAAAAUUAUGUCACGAAACAAGAUGCUUGCUGGCUGAACUGGCUGGAAUCUAAGGCCCUGCUGGCAUUUGUGAUUCCAGCUCUCACUAUUGUAGCCAUAAACCUUGUGGUUUUGAUUGUGGUUCUGUAUAAGAUGUUGAGGAGAGGAGUUGGUGCCACAACUCAACCAGAUGAGAAACAUGCCCUGGUGGUCAUUGCCCGAUGUGUGGCUAUAUUGACUCCCAUCUUUGGUCUAACAUGGGGAUUUGGAAUUGGAACCAUGGUGUCACGUGACUUAGGCAUUCAUGUGGUGUUUGCACUCCUCAAUUCACUGCAGGGAUUCUUUAUUUUGGUGUUUGGAACGCUUUUAGACAGCAAGAUCCGUGAGGCACUGGGAGGAAGGCUGUCACUAAGGAACCUUACCAGCUCUAACCGUACCAGGAGUACUAGUGCAGGACCAUCAUCUUCAACCGGACUGGGUUUCUUUCAAAGGAUACGUAGGAGAAAUGUGUACAACGUAUCUGAAGCCAGUGCUAUCUCAGCAGCAACAUCUUCCAGUGGCUCUGAUACUUAUGUGAAUGCAUAAUCAGCUACUUCAUUAAGCAUUAGUCUACUUUACUAAAUAUUAAACAGCCUUUAUUGAAAACUUUUCUACACUGCAAGUAUAUGUAAACUGCACUAUCUGCCUCUGAUUUCUGGGAAGAAGUGUUUCUAUGCUCUGAAGUAUUAAUAAAAAUGCAAUCUACAGAUCUAAUGUUUAAUUAAGGAUACAUUUUAUUAUAAUGCUGUGAUUUGCAUGAUUGGAUGCACUUAAUAUAAUAUAGAUCUAGAGAAAUAGCUUUGUGUUUUCUGGUGUAUUUUGGUGUAUUUGAUGUAUUAAUGUAUUCUUUGCCAUUUUAAAUCAUCAGCUUUGUUGUCCAGUUGGUGUCAUACUGUCACUACAUAUAUCAUGCUGUUCUACACUAUCUGGAUUAUUAAAAAAAUAAUAAUAAUAAUAAUAAAAUGUAUAUUGUUACAGCUA